Hansenula ciferrii is the source of this 654-nucleotide messenger RNA. RefSeq names its product Replicase polyprotein. The transcript has a single exon. Gene Ontology annotation, molecular function: transcription coregulator activity. Lineage: Eukaryota; Fungi; Ascomycota; Saccharomycetes; Phaffomycetales; Wickerhamomycetaceae. Gene Ontology annotation, cellular component: mediator complex. Bases 1 to 654 code for a protein of 217 amino acids. The record is from RefSeq and is a predicted model, not a curated record. Gene Ontology annotation, biological process: regulation of transcription by RNA polymerase II.
AUGCUUCAAAUUGAAUCAAAUGCUCAAACAAUAAUACGAUUAAUUGAAGAAUUAUUAUCAGUAUCAAGAACUUUAAAAGAAAGUUGGAUCUUGGGUCAAUUACCUGAAUCAAGAGAAGUUGAGGAUCCAACUAUUGGUAUAAGUGAAAAGAUUAAUAAAGUUUUGGAUAAUGUAUUGAAUAGUACAAAAUUUGAAGAAGAGGAAGAAGAAGAGGAGGAAGAAGAAGAGGAAGAAAAGGAUGAUGAUGAUGAAAAAGAUGAUAAAGAAGAUGGAAAAGAUGAAGAAAAGGAAAAAGAGAGUGUAGAAAUCAAGACUGAAUCUAAUGAUGACCAAAAGAAUCAAGAAGAAUCAAUUAAAAAAGAAGAUGAAUCUAAAUCAAUUGAUAUUAAAGAAGAAAAUAAAUCUGAUCAAACACCACAAAUUGAAGUCAAACAAGAAUCAACAGAGAAUGUACAAAAUGAACAAAAGCCAAAUCCUCAACAAGACCAACAACAGGACCCACAAGAUCAACAACAAUCAAAUGAAUAUGAUUUAUCGAAUAAUAAUAUGAUUGAUAAUUUAGGAGAUUCAAAUUUUAAUGAUUUAGAUUUUGAUAAUUUUGAUCAUUUAAAUUCAAAUGAAAACAAUGAUGAUGAUAUUAUAAUGUUGGAUUAA